AUGGAGGCAGAUCCAGACGCUAAGGGGGGCAACAGCUCCGCAGGCCGGGAGGACCCCCCAGCCAGCGAGGACCAGCGCAGCACUGCGCAGCCAUCGCUCCCGCAGCUCCCGCGGCGCCCGCAGCUGCUGGAAGAAGAUGCGGGGCCGGAGGAGGAUCGGGCCGAGGCUGCAGAAGACAGAGAGCCGGCCCGGGGGGACCCAGAACCGGUGUCUGUGUCCGGCGAGGCGGGGCCAGGACCCAAGGCCACUGGCGGUACUGUGCCGCCCAUCGGCUUCGUGGGCGAGCCUCCACCCUACGCGCCACCGGACCCCAAGGCAGUGGCGUUGCUCUACCCGCCCUUCCCGCAGGUGCCAGUGCUGUUCCAGCCUGCACCGGGGCCCGCCGCCCUCUACCCGCCACCCACCAGCCCUCUCUUCCCACCCACUGGUGGAGCCGCCUUCCCUUUCCCCACGUAUGGCGGCCCCAUGGCGGGUGGGCCUGCUCCCAUGCAAGUGGAACACAGGCCUCUGCCCAAGGACUUCAUGAUGGAGUCGGUGUUGGUGACCCUGUUCUGUUGCCUGCUCACAGGGCUGAUUGCCAUUGUCUACUCCCACGAGACUCGAGCAGCCCUGGGCCGGGGUGACCUAGCCCAGGCGGAGGAAGCCUCGAGGAAGGCCCGCUCACUCGUUCUCUUCAGCCUGCUCUUCGGGGUCUUCGUGUCUACCAGCUGGGUCAUCUAUGUGGUGGUGGCCCUCUACCUCCCCUGA
Messenger RNA from Apodemus sylvaticus (European woodmouse), 747 nucleotides. It is a transcript of the gene Prrt1b, whose product is annotated as proline rich transmembrane protein 1B. Bases 1 to 747 code for a protein of 248 amino acids. The record is from RefSeq and is a predicted model, not a curated record. Gene Ontology annotation, cellular component: membrane. NCBI's taxonomy places the organism in Eukaryota, Metazoa, Chordata, Mammalia, Rodentia, Muridae. The transcript is spliced from 4 exons.